AGAAUUUCUCGCGUUGAAUUUGGGAGCGCUGGGUCCAUUGUUUCCAAAACCACGUCGCGCCACUUCAUGCCACAAAAAGAAUUAACCAACAAACUAAAGCAAAAGAAAACGCUCGACGAAAUCGUCAGGUAUUCAUACCACACAAUGGAGAAUCACCUCUACAAUUGUUUAUAAAGCAUUACUUUCUUCUUUCUUUUAGCAUUAUGCGCCAUGGUGAUUUGAGCACGAUGACACCCAAAACAGUGAAGAGGCAGUUGGAAAAAAAACUUAGCCUUGAAGAAAAGAUUUUGGAUCAAUCACCAUGGAAAGAAAAGAUGAAGGAGCUGAUUAAUACGGCUCAGGACAUAUACGAGCAAGAGCCAGCGGCUCCGAAAUCAACCAAGAAGGAAAAUGCUAAGCAUCCAGCCAGCGAAACUAUCUCAAACGCCUCUAACGAUGAUGAAAAGGCCGGUUCCAAACGAAAAAUUAAAGGCAAGAAGUCGUCCGAGAUUGUACAUAGCGAUAGCGAAUCGGAGUCGAACGAAACAGAUCAUGAGAGCAUAGAUGAAGAUGCUCCUCCUACCAAGAAGAGUAGAACUAAAAAGACUGCAACAAAAAAGACCGCAAAGCCUACUGAUGGAGAGUCUAAGUCGGAGGAGACCAUAAAACGAUUGAAGAGCUACAUUAACAAGUGUGGUGUACGCAAGAUAUGGUCUAAAGAAUUGGCCGGUUGCGAGACGGCUAAUUCCCAAAUUGCAAAGUUGCAGUCAAUUUUACGUGACCUCGGCGUUGAAGGGCGCCCAACUGUUGAGAAAUGCGAAAAGAUCAGGUCAGAGAGAGAAUUGAAGGCAGAAAUAGAUAGUCUCUCUCGAGACAAUAUUUUGGCAUCGGAAAAGCGCGCCACCCGAUCAGUGGUGCCACCAGUGGACGCAGUUGAAGACACUACUGAAGAAGUAGAGGUAGGUCUAUGGGAUAUCUAAACUACAGCAAUAGCCAC
Messenger RNA from Umbelopsis ramanniana AG, 976 nucleotides. RefSeq lists its product as uncharacterized. Gene Ontology annotation, cellular component: nucleus. The transcript has 7 exons. Bases 204 to 959 code for a protein of 251 amino acids. The record is from RefSeq and is a predicted model, not a curated record. NCBI's taxonomy places the organism in Eukaryota, Fungi, Mucoromycota, Umbelopsidomycetes, Umbelopsidales, Umbelopsidaceae.